Messenger RNA from Ictalurus furcatus (blue catfish), 4408 nucleotides. It is a transcript of the gene slc6a16b, whose product is annotated as solute carrier family 6 member 16b. NCBI's taxonomy places the organism in Eukaryota, Metazoa, Chordata, Actinopteri, Siluriformes, Ictaluridae. The coding region runs from base 330 to 2360 and encodes 676 amino acids. The transcript has 12 exons. Gene Ontology annotation, biological process: sodium ion transmembrane transport. The record is from RefSeq and is a predicted model, not a curated record. Gene Ontology annotation, cellular component: membrane.
CGGACAGUAAAGCUACUUGGAUCUACUGAUUGGACAGCUGGGCUUUCUUGUAAACCCUCCUUUUGUGGGCGUGUGUUUAGGAAUCCAACGUGGCAGAAGCUUGAGUAGAGGGAAGCACGGGUUAAUUUAUCUCUCUUUACUGUACUUUAUUAGUCUGUAUUCAGGCGAUGAGCGAUUAUUUACACAACUUCCACUUCGGUGAGCGCGUGCGUUGUGGUUUUUGAGUGCAUGUUGUAUUAAAACCGUGGUGUUUCUGUCAGCUGGUUCCACGCGAGAGAAACUAAGAGCAGAAGAACAAAGACACGCGGGGAGUUACAGAUACACACAAGAUGAGCUCAGAAAAGCCACCAUUGCCAGAUGAUGGAGUAGAGGUGGGGCAGGUGGUGGGGCCUGUGGAAGUUCCUGAUGCCCCAUUGGACAGAGUGCGUGAUGGGUGGGACAGUAAAGUGGAGUAUUUCCUGGCUCAGGUGGGAUUCAGUGUUGGACUUGGAAACGUGUGGAGAUUCCCCUACCUGUGUCACCAGAACGGUGGAGGAGCGUUCCUGCUGCUCUAUGUUCUGCUGAUGGUGGUGGUCGGUGUGCCGUUGUUUUUUCUGGAGUUAGCAGUGGGUCAGAGUAUCAGACAGGGCAGCAUCGGCGUCUGGAGGCACAUCUCACCAAAACUUGUUGGGAUUGGCUACUCCAGCUGCGUGGUGUGUUUCUUCGUGGCACUGUAUUAUAACGUAAUCAUCGGUUGGAGUAUUUUUUAUCUCUUUAAAUCAUUCCAGAGUCCGUUACCCUGGAAGAACUGUCCUGAAGAGGGGAACACCACAGUACCCGAGUGUGAUGCGAGUUCUCCUACAUCAUACUUCUGGUUCCGUAAAGCUCUGGAUAUUACGGACUCUAUCGAUGACAAGGGAGAGUUUAACCUGAUCAUCACUGGCUGUCUCGCUCUCGCCUGGCUCGUCGUCUGUCUCGCCAUGUUCAAGGGCAUCAAGUCUUCUGGCAAGGUGAUGUAUUUCUCCUCCGUGUUCCCUUACCUGGUUCUGCUGUGCUUCCUGAUUCGAGGUCUGACACUGGACGGAGCAGCAGAGGGACUCAAGUACAUGUUCAGUCCUAAGUUGGAGAUAUGGGGUGAUGUACAGGUGUGGCGUCAGGCGUUCACUCAGGUGUUCUUUGCUCUGGGUUUGGGUUUUGGCUCCAUCAUAGCGUACUCCUCCUACAACCAGCGUAAUAAUAACUGUCACCGUGAUGCCUACACCGUCUCCACCAUCAACUUCCUCACCUCCAUCCUCGCCUCGCUCGUCGUCUUCUCUGUGCUGGGAUUCAGGGCCAAGUCCUUCACCAAGACCUGCAUCUCAAAGAAUCUGAAACUGUUAUCUGAAGCGAUCUCGUCCUCAGUUACUCCACCCACUCUCCUUAUUAACAUAACGGAGGCGAAGUCUGUUUCUGUGGAGAUGUAUAAACACUGGUACGAGGUGCAGGGAAAUCAGCUGAACCUCACCGGCUACAGCAUCAGCAACUGCAGCCUGGAGGACGUCAUGAACAAGGGAGUAGAGGGGACAGGUCUGGCAUUUAUAGCCUUCACUGAGGCAAUGACUUGGUUCCCCGCCAGUCCCUUCUGGUCAGCUCUGUUCUUCCUCAUGCUCAUCAACCUGGGACUGUCCACCAUGUUUGGUACCAUGGAGGGGAUCCUCACCCCGCUGUCUGAUACCUUCUCCUCACUGAGGAACCACAAACUCAUCUUCACAGUGUGUAGCUGUGUGUUGGCGUUUGUGAUUGGUCUGUUGUUCACUCAGCGCUGUGGGAAUUACUUUGUGGUGAUGUUUGAUGAUUACUCCGCCACACUGCCGCUCAUCAUCGUCGUCGUUUUCCAGACCGUCAGUAUCGCCUGGGUGUAUGGGGCGGACAGGUUCCUGGAGGAUAUCAGACAGAUGCUGGGCCGCCCAGUGUGUGUGGUUUAUAAGUUUCUGUGGAAGUACGUGUGUCUGUUAGCCAUGCUGACUCUGCUAGCAGCCAGUCUACUGAAAAUGUGUCUGAAACGACCACAAUACACAGCCUGGAACAGAGAUACGGCAUCAGAGGUGAAAUUGGCCUAUCCUGAUUGGGCAUUGGCCAUGCUCUCAACACUCAUCAUCAUUGCAGUACUUCCUGUUCCUCUGGGUUACGCCCACACCAUGUUAAAACAGCGGUUCAGCCAGUCAGCUCUCGACACUGAGGCACGAUACGCCCCCUGCAGCACCGUGGACACUGACUCCGCCCCUCUCAGCACGCUGCAGAAUGCGGACUUGAAUCCUACCUCCUCGCCGUUGGCCGAGGAUGGCUACAGGCUCCUCCCACAGACUGGAGAGGAGGAAGGUGAGGCGUCUACAAGAGUAUGAGCUGGAAAGGUCCAGGUUAAAGUUCUGGUCCAGAUUAAAGUGCGUUUGCAGUUUUGUAAAGGUUUUUUUUGUUUGUUUUUGUUUUUUUUAAAUCAUGUUCUGCAUUUUUCCCGGUAAUUUGUAUUACAUUUUGGAAAUCUAAAAAAAUUUGAGUAUUGCUCCUUUAAGGUAAAUGGUUACCAUUCUAACACAGAUAUUCUGAAGGUUCUGUCAGACAUUUUACAUUAACAUUUCAACACUAUAUACGCUUAGCAAACUAGCUAAUGUUACAGUUAAACGUGUCAACAUUUUUUUUCAGUAAAUAUAUUUCCAGUGAGGUUAUUCACAUGAAAUAUUCAAAAGACAUCAGUAUUAACUCAAGAAAUCCGCAAAUAUAAAGAAUUCACAACAUUAAAGUCCAUACAUGAAGUUAUGUGUAAUAAAGUGGAAUGACACUGGGAAAAAGUAUUGAACAUGCUAAGAAAAGCAGUUCUCCAAGGCAAGGUAAGGAACCAGCUGAAAUCUGUAAGUAAUUAUCCCUCCUAUCUGUGCACAUUAAUAUCAGCUGGGUUAGUAAAUUGAUGGUCUAUAAAAAGGCUUUUCGUUACCAAGGUGUCACACAAGAAACAUCUCAUGAUGGGUAAAAGCAAAGAGCUCUCCCAAGACCUUCACAACCUAAUUGUAGUGAAACAUAUUGAUGGACUCAGAUACAGACGUAUUUCAAAACUUCUGAAUCUUCCAGUAAGCCAUUAUCCACAAGUGGAAGCAAAAUCACUCCAUCAUCAACCGGCCAUGCACAGGAGCUCCUCACAAGAUUUCUGACCAGGGAGUCAGAAGAAUAUUCAGAAGAGUAGCCCAAGAGCCAAGGACCACUCAGAAAGAGCUCCAGAAAUGUCAUGAUGUCUGGUGAAAAUCUCAUGUGAAUAACCUCAUCGGAAAUAUAAUGAAUCUAAUAUUCAUUAAUUUAUUGUAGGGCUGUAAUACUGUUACAGAGCAACACUGCACUCAAUCUUUCUAUCGAGAGACCUGAUUGGUCACAACAUGAAACGGUGCUAGUUAAUGAUCUAAUUAUUGAAUUAAACUAGGUAAAGCUUUCCAGGGGAAAAUGAACUAGUUAAUAAAGUUGUUCAGCAAAUAUUAAAUAUGUAAGACUUUGAGGAAGCUGUUUAAACUCUAAUAACACAACAUUAAACACAAUAACACGUGUGUAAUGUAUUUGAGUCAUCAUUAGACAUUGUAUUUAAACAGUCCUGAUAUCGUGAAUAUUUCAGUACCGUUAUGUUUAUUAUUUAUUUAUAGUCAGUGAUGCAGUUGAUCUCAAGAAAGUGAUCAAUGUAACACACAUAACUUACACAAAUAAUAACUUUAAUGCUAAUUAUAAAGUGAUUAAGUACGUGGCUUUUCUGAAUGUGACUCCCAUUAAAAAUUUCUAAAUAUAAAAUCCCCAUUUUUAUAAUUAGUGAUAGUUCUUAUAGUAAUUUGUAAAAUAAAUGAAAGAGGAGAUUGUGAGUUAGAUUUGUGAAUCAGUAAACCACACGUGGGGUCACGACCUUUAGUUUGGAAACACCUGUUAAAACUUUAUUUACUGUAGACCCUUAACAGUAAAAAGGCUAACGAAUAUCAGUCCAAAUGUUCUUCAGUUCAGCUGUAAUGUCAUGACACACAGUACAUCUAGAUACCUGAAGGUACACACACAUUAUACUACACACACAUGAUUAAUAAUUAGUUAAAUAAUUAAUGUAUAAUUAUUUUUCAACUAUAUGAAAAGCACCACAUUGUAAAAGUGUUUAGUUUGCAGUGUUGUAGAGAUGGACGAUAAAAGACCUGAAAGGAGAGAGUGCUGAAUCGAAGCUGCUGAUUGGUCAGCUGCUCUAAAGCUCAUUACGACAUCAUGAUUUGGACUUUCACCAGUUCAGUGGGAAAGUUUUCACAUCACCUUUAUUUAUUUAUUUAUUUAUACAGCACAUGUACAAAGAGAACAAGAACCAGUCAACCGGAACGCUGUACAGUAACAUCAGGCCAAUACAAACCGCAAUUAUAUAUAUAUGUAUAUGUGUGUGUGUGUGUGU